AUGGUCGAACUUUGUAUAGCCUGUCACUUUCCAAAUCUCGAGAAUUUUCAACAGUGUAAGCACCGCAAAAUAAUUAAGUAUCGGUCUCUGCUCAUAUAUUUUCUGAUAGGCAAAUUGAGAAAACGAUUUGUACGCCAGUAUUGGGUCCAGACGAUUCGUUUAGUAGCACGUGUUCUGCGUAAAUAUUCGUUUGUUGUACUAAAAUUUCAAAGAACUCGUCAUCGGCCAGGAGUAAAAAAAAUUAAUAGUAAACUCAAUUUGCCUAAGAUUUGGGGGGUAUUCUGUCCAUACUAACUGUUGUUCAUUUCCCACUUCAUCCAACAGCUCCAUAUCGCUUUUAGAGGCAGUAGACAUUGCAUCUUGGCGUUGGUCGGAUGUUCCAGAUGCGCCACUCCAGUCGCUGCCUGAGUCCGGAAAAGGCUCUUCAUCACUCGAGCUUGAUAAGUAUGCUAAUGCACGCAGUUCAUCUUCACUAAGCACUUUGGGAUUCUUAAUUCUAAGCCGCUUCGGUGCCGAAGGGCCUGGAGUUGGACUCUCGGCAAUUACAAAAAAAAAAUGAAACGAAAACUCGAACCACACAGCAAAACUCUUGAACAAAACUCUUAAGAACGUGCUCCCACGAAAUCAUAAGGCUAACUGCCGUGCGCAUCGAUUGUCAUGUAGGUAUAUGAGAGAAUAAACACCAGGCCGCCACUUGUGCGUCGAGAGCAGCGAACGUGUUAAUUGCAUAGUAAUAU
Molecule: messenger RNA, 737 nt
Organism: Acanthoscelides obtectus
Lineage: Eukaryota; Metazoa; Arthropoda; Insecta; Coleoptera; Chrysomelidae
Source: the annotation of a GenBank genome assembly